Aspergillus ochraceoroseus IBT 24754 is the source of this 1249-nucleotide messenger RNA. RefSeq lists its product as uncharacterized. The transcript is spliced from 7 exons. The coding region runs from base 141 to 1202 and encodes 353 amino acids. The record is from RefSeq and is a predicted model, not a curated record. NCBI's taxonomy places the organism in Eukaryota, Fungi, Ascomycota, Eurotiomycetes, Eurotiales, Aspergillaceae.
UUCGUGCUGCGGACCUGCAGUGCCCUAAGGACCACUGCAAGUCAUUCAUUCUUGAGCAUUCGUUCCUUUAUUAAUCUUUCCUCUCGUGUCAGAUUCUGCUAAUAUCCACCAAUACUUGGAUCUAUGUUUAGCCAACAGACAUGGCAGGCACUCUGCCACCCAUUUUCCCCGUCUCUGAGACCGAUCACAGUGGGUUUGUGGCCGUCGCAGCCUAUACUCUGCUCAGUCUGACUGUGGUUACGGUGUUUGCACGGCUCUUCACGCGAUGGUAUAUUGCCAAAGUGAUUCAGCCAGACGAUAUCCUUCUCGCAGGCGCAACGGGCCUGGCAUUUCUGCAGACCGUUUUUGUUCAGCUGGCAAUCGAUCAUGGCCUCGGUAAGAAGAUGAGCGUAGUCUCAAGCAGCGACUUGAGUUCAUUCGAUAAAUAUGCGUACACCAUGCAAAUCCUCCUUCUCGCCUCCGUUACGUGCAGCAAACUCUCCAUCGCGUUGCUUGCGCGAAGUUUGACGGUCGAUGGAUAUAUGUUGCGGGGAACUCAGGGCUUGAUGGCGAUAAUAGCAUUGUGGGCCAUGUCUUCGAUCCCAACGCUAGCUAUUCAAUGCUCCCUGCCUCGGCCAUGGGACCCCACCGGCCAGUGCCUCAACCGGGAAGCGUUGGCUGGUUACAUCGGUGCCGUGAAUAUCCUUACCGACGCAGCGCUAGUUCUCCUACCCUGCAUCGUGCUCCACAAAGUCCAAAUAAGCAGGUGGAAACGAUUUCGGAUCAUGGCCAUGCUUGCCACUCGCUUGCUGGUGUGUGUGGUGACCGGCGUCCAGAUUCACUACGUGAAUGUGGCAAUCAAUUCAUCUGAUCGAACAUGGGCGAGCAUCAAUUCGACGAUAUGGAACCAAAUAAUGAUGAACUUCAGCAUCAUCACCACUGCCAUCCCAUCUCUUGGUCGCCUCAUCGUCGAAAUGCAACCCAGUCUGAACGCGUUUGCUAUCACCGAGCGCCACGGCUUCUCGGGCGACAAGUACGCCAUCUCGUCGCUUUCCGGCCAUUUUUCACGCAAUCACGCAAUGAACGAUGAUCUAGGAACUCGCAGUUCUGUUCAUGGACCACUUCAGAGUUCGAAGGAUGGCUCGGAAAGUAUGCAGGAGCUAGUGGGUGACUCAAUCCAACAAAAUAUGAUUACAAAAACAGUCGAUUUCGAAAUCCACUAAGAUAGAUACCUAUAUAAGUAUAUAUAUAUUAUACGUAUUUUAAUUCU